Morchella importuna is the source of this 534-nucleotide messenger RNA. RefSeq lists its product as uncharacterized. The transcript has 3 exons. The coding region runs from base 1 to 534 and encodes 177 amino acids. The record is from RefSeq and is a predicted model, not a curated record. NCBI's taxonomy places the organism in Eukaryota, Fungi, Ascomycota, Pezizomycetes, Pezizales, Morchellaceae.
AUGUUCAACAACAAGCAGCGCAGUGGUUACCUUACCCAGGUAAGGUCACCGUGGCCUAAACCGCAUUCUGAGAGCAACAGCGAUCACCUGAUCUUUCUAGCACUAUUUAAACCAUCCACUGCACUCCAACCUCCAUUUACCACUUCUCAUCCAAAAGUCAUCAACUCCGCCAUCAAACAACAACCAACACAAACCACUUCCAAACACGUUGGUAUCUCACACCUUAAAACUCUCAAGGCUACAAAGAUGUGCUAUUUUACACCGACCGAAUGGGGAUGCGGUCACCUAAGCUAUUCCAAGGUUCCGUGCCGCCAUGUCCAUGUUUUCAAGCAGAAAGGGAAAACCUGCCCCUACAACACCACACUCGGUACCUUGAGGCGCAACCGAAGCUGCGGGGAUAGCAAAAUCUGCGCCCAGGCCCGCAUUGAUACAUUGAACGGCGAAGAGUAUGUCAAGGCACGUGUUAGGGCCAUGAAGCAGGAUUCGCAAGAGACACUGGUCCCUUCGGCUACGGAGAACGAUGAAGAUAAAUGA